UGCUAAUCAAACACGGCAUACUCUCCUCUCUGACACCUUUUAUUGGCGGGAAAAAGAGGAAAAAUCAGGCAGGGAGAAAUGAGUUCGUCGGCGGUGGAGGCGGAGGCUCCUGACUUAGUUUGCGAGCUGGAUAAUGUCCAAGGAAUCGUCGACGCACUUACCUCCGUCCGCUGGAAACGGCACCAAGACGCCGUCGUAGAAUUAUCGGAACACGGCAUAGUGAUAAUCGUCGAGGAAAUCAGUUGUCUUCAGGCCAAAGUUUAUUUACAACGUGAGCUAUUUGUUAGAUAUGAAUAUGGGGCGCAAGGGAGGCCACGAUUUGGGGUGAGCUUAGGGCUAUUUGUGGAUUGUCUCAAAAUAUUUUCAGUUCCAGGGCGCUCAAACAUCCUUGAAAUCCAGUAUCCUGGGCCUGACAUGCAACUUCUUCUCAAAUCUCUUGAUUCAGUGGAUGCUUGCCUUUAUGCUGAGGUUAGUACAAGAAUUCCGGAGACGGUCUCAUGGGACUACAGCUUUGAACCUGCUGGAAGCAUUCCACUCAGUUUCACGGUUAAAUCUGCAGCUCUGAAGGAAGCUAUAGAUGAUCUUGAGUGGCCUGGCUCAAGCAUACAGAUAAGUUUACAACCAGAUCCCCCAUCUGUCACCUUGAGGGGUGAAGGCCAUGGAGACCUGCAGAUCGACUUCAGUUACUAUGCUAAUUCAGAUCUUUUGACUGCAUUUAGCUGUGAUCGGCAAAUAUCUCACAGCUACAAGUAUAAAUUCCUCCGGGCAACAACUUCAAACAUCCCAGGUAGUGUUAUCAAAGACAAUCGAGGAAGCAAGUUAACUAUUGGGAGAGGUGGAAUGCUCAAAGUUCAGCACCUUGUUUCAGUUUCCAAACCAUCCGUACCGCAUACCCAUGUUGAUUCAGCUGGAUAUCAGCAACCCAGCCGUAUUGCUUAUAUCGAGUUUUUUGUCAAGCCAGAGGUAGAAGAUGAUACUGGAAACGAUUCAUAGGAUUCCUUGUGUGCAUAUUAUAUCGAGUUGAAUUGUUUUAUAAUGAAGAUUAAGCUGUUUUGCAUCUUCCCUUUAUCAGUUCAUCUGUAUACAUUAUGCUGGCCAAUUAUUUCGUGUAGCACUUGCAUUCUUCCUCUUAUCCUAUUUGCUCGUGCAGAGUAAUUAUUUUAUUCUGAUCUAUUAAACUUAAUGUAGCUUUAGAAUAUUGAAGCCCAUGAAGAACAAAACAUCAAUGGAUGAGAUGUCUGUACGAGAUUGAGA
Molecule: messenger RNA, 1254 nt
Organism: Olea europaea var. sylvestris
Lineage: Eukaryota; Viridiplantae; Streptophyta; Magnoliopsida; Lamiales; Oleaceae
Exons: 6
Coding region: 79-993 (304 amino acids)
Biological process (GO): DNA damage checkpoint signaling; DNA repair
Cellular component (GO): checkpoint clamp complex
Source: RefSeq, a predicted model, not a curated record